AUGAUGCUCUUAACCUUUCCGUUCAUCUUCGCAGCUGCUGGCAGCUGUGCAAACCUGCUAUCUUCGCAUGCAGCAACCGUUACGGCGGCCGACAUUCACGAACCCAUCGCGAUAGAUGAUAACCCAGAGAGCGAGCCGCAGCACGAACGGUUUCAUGCACGAGAGAUAGCCUCCAUGGCGUACAGUCCGUCUGACGCUUUACUCACAAGACCAAACGGGGACACGACCACGUCAGAAAUGCCAUCUACGUCUCUGAUUACCCCCGGGAUACCAUCAGCAACAUCAGCUCCAUUCCCCGACGUACCAUAUGACCACCAUUCCGACGGCUCCGCAAUCACGCUCGCGAUUAUUGUGUCAAUUAUUGGAGGUGCACUUCUCCUUACACUGGCGGGAUGGGCAUGGCGUAAGCAGAAGAACAAGAAGAGCUUCGGCCCAGAUCAUCAUGAUGCGGAGUUGGCGAAGCAUAAGAUAAUAAAUGCUAGUGGUGCGCCAGGAGGGGCUAGUCGUCAUUAUAGCAGAGACAUGAGGGAGGCAGAGGCUAGGCCAUAUCAACGCUCUCCUACAGCGCAACGAUAUGUUAUACAGCAUUAG
Molecule: messenger RNA, 591 nt
Organism: Paraphaeosphaeria sporulosa
Lineage: Eukaryota; Fungi; Ascomycota; Dothideomycetes; Pleosporales; Didymosphaeriaceae
Exons: 1
Coding region: 1-591 (196 amino acids)
Source: RefSeq, a predicted model, not a curated record